CUGCCUGCUCACUUGCAGCGUUCUCUCCCUCCUCCUCCUCACUUCACCUAGCAAGUCACCGUCGUAUCGACCAGCAGACGCGGGAUCGACCAUCAGACACAACCUGCGCCUGAAGCUCAACGUUAAUUCAACCUGCCUUGUACUUAGCAGGCCAAUAAACACAGCUGUCAUUCUUCUUGUUGGCGCAUUAGCGAUCAUUUUGUCACUUUAAAGGCGGCCAAGUUUUGUGCAACAUGCAACCGGCCAUGACCAAUACGACUAUUCACGACUUUCUACUCGUCGGCUUCGGGCCAGCAGGCCUCGCCAUCGCCGUUGCAGCACAUGAGAAGAAGGUUCUAUCAUUUGUCGCACUUGAGCAGCAAGAUGACUUCAAAUGGCAUCCAGGCAUGCUCAUCCCCGGCGCAUCAAUGCAAAUUUCAUUCCUCAAAGACCUCGCCACCUUGCGAGAUCCAAAGUCUGAGUUCACAUUUCUGAACUAUCUCUUUGAGCAAGGCAGACUUGUUAAAUUUCUCAACCUUGAUACCUUUUUGCCGCAACGCGAGGAGUAUCAGGAUUACAUGCAUUGGGCCGCUAAAAAGAUUGAUGCGACUGGUGGCGUCAAGUAUAAUACCAAAGUUAAGGCGAUGGAGCAGACACAAGAUCCGGCAGUACUCAAGGUGACGGCUUCGACAGCAUCAACUACAGAUACCUUUUCAGAACAAGUCUACUAUGCUCGCAAUGUCAUCAUUUGCACAGGCGGUCAGCCAUAUCUGCCUGCUCAGUUCCCUCAAGAGCAUCCACGCUUGAUGCACAGUUCUCAAUUCAUCAAACGAUUGCCUGGUCUUCAAGCUUCCUUGCCAGGCGGUCGGGCGAAACGCGGCUUUUGCGUUAUCGGCGCUGGUCAAUCGGCCGCUGAGAUUUGGACACAUCUUACAAAGACCUUCCCAGAAGACUUGGUGGAUCUCAAGUUUCGUGCAGGGGCACUCAAACCCUCUGAUGACUCUCCCUUUGUCAAUGAAAUAUUUGAUCCAUCAGUGCGUAUUGAUAAGUGGUAUGGCAUGCCUGAGGAGGCGCGCAAGUCACUCAUUCAAGAGUCAAAAGCAACAAAUUACUCUGUCGUUCGAUUACACUUGCUCGAGGAGAUGUACAAGCACCUUUACAUGCAAGAGUUGCCAGGCCAUCAGAAGAUACAUCGACUUUCGCCUAAUACUGUCAUUGAGCGUAUUGAGCCUGCCGGUAAAGGCGACGAUGCCUGUAUCGAGAUUGCCACACGAGACUCGCUGACUGGCGAAAAGCGUGUCGAUCAAUACGACUAUGUAUUUGCAGCGACUGGCUACCAACGUACUUUCCACAAGCAGGUCUUGCGCAACUUUAGCGAUGUCACCUGGAAUGAAAAUGCAGAUCGACCCGUGGUUGACCGGCGGUAUCGCGUUGUACGGCGAGAUGAGAAUGCGGCGGGUAUUUACUUACAAGGUCUGUGUGAGGCCUCACACGGGCUUAGCGAUACCCUGCUAUCCGUCCUAUCUACGCGCGGCAUGGAAGUCGUUGAAGACAUUGGCGAGCGGAUGGGCGUCAUGCAAAGCAAUGGUAAAGUUGCAUCAGCAGACUUGACCAGAUCUGUUGAAGGGGUGUCAGACUCUGACUAUGGGUCCGAGAGAGCGCCUACGCCAGACUCGGCAUACUAGAUGGCCGUGCUAGGCUGCUAGCCUUUCAUGACCCCUUAUCACAACUGACGACUACCUGUUGAGUAUGUUUUCUUCCUGCAGGCGCACCACGAAUCUGUAAGCUGGACUGACAUGCAAUUGUACGAUAGCCGUCAAGCUUGCGCUCUUCUUGGAAAUACUUAGCAAUACUUUCUAGUCCUAUUCGCAGAAUCUGGACACAAAGUCUCAGCUUGAAACCUGUUUCAAUUGCUCACCUUUCUAGGCCAUAAGUAAAGAUCGUAGAGUAAAUUGCAGCUUCUGGAGCAAG
Messenger RNA from Protomyces lactucae-debilis, 1950 nucleotides. RefSeq names its product L-lysine 6-monooxygenase (NADPH-requiring)-domain-containing protein. Lineage: Eukaryota; Fungi; Ascomycota; Taphrinomycetes; Taphrinales; Protomycetaceae. Bases 234 to 1664 code for a protein of 476 amino acids. The transcript is spliced from 2 exons. The record is from RefSeq and is a predicted model, not a curated record. Gene Ontology annotation, biological process: intracellular iron ion homeostasis.